Molecule: messenger RNA, 6514 nt
Organism: Branchiostoma floridae (Florida lancelet)
Lineage: Eukaryota; Metazoa; Chordata; Leptocardii; Amphioxiformes; Branchiostomatidae
Product: protein mono-ADP-ribosyltransferase PARP14-like
Exons: 20
Coding region: 1-6480 (2159 amino acids)
Biological process (GO): negative regulation of gene expression
Cellular component (GO): nucleus; cytoplasm
Molecular function (GO): NAD+ poly-ADP-ribosyltransferase activity; transcription corepressor activity; RNA binding
Source: RefSeq, a predicted model, not a curated record
AUGAGCGGAGAAGACUUUGCUAACAGGAGUGUUCUUGUGGAAGGCUUUCCUCCACCGAAAACUGUCGAAGAGGCGGAAGUCAUUAUUGACAAACUCACCAUACAUUUUCAAAAGAGUUCCGUGUCUGGUGGCAGUGAGGUGCUGAGAAAGCUUCAAGGUCACCUUGCACCUCCCUGCAGUUUCCUAACCAAGACAAACCUUGCCAGCUGCAAGUAUCUCGGUUCCCAGCUUCCCACCAAGAACAGGGAAAAUCUGAACACAACCAACACACGCUGCAAAUCAACCGAUGCAACCUCCAACUGGCGCAGCUGCACGUGCAAAUCCAUCGAUGCAACCUCCACAGGGAGCAGGGGCACGUGCACAUCCAUCGAUGCAACCUCCACAGGGCGCAGCGGCACGUGUACAUCCAUCGAUGCAACCUCCACAGGGCGCAGCGGCACGUGCACAUCCAUCGAUGCAACCUCCUACGGGAGCAGCGGGACGUGCACAUCCAUCGAUGCAACCUCCACAGGGCGCAGCGGCACAUGUACAUCCAUCGAUGCAACCUCCACAGGUCGCAGCGGGACGUGCACGUCCAUCGAUGCAACCUCCACAGGGCGCAGCGGCACGUACACAACCAUCGAUGCAACCGUUUCCAAUGGGACAGCACGGCAACGACAGCCAGCAAAAGGACACAAGACUAGGAAAAGGUCGGCUACGGGUGUCGGUUCGUCCGACCAGGAGACAGCUGCAGCUGAGAAGCGACGAAAGAAACAUCCUGUCACAAAGCAAGAAGCAAAACGGUCAAGACGGCAGACGAACAUAACUGAACGUGUCCUGAAUCAGCCAUACAAAAUCCAGGACAGCAAAGAAGACAUUCAUCGUUUCUACACGAACCUAGAAUCGACAGUCACAGAUGCCGAAGCUGAAGAACCACCUCAGCUGAUCUCAAAAGAAAAAGAGGACGAUAAAAUUGCGAUUGAAGUGACCGGGCUGCCACGAGGCGAAUUGGAGAAGAGGCGAGGCGUCCUUCAUUACUACUUCGAGAACACAAAGCAAUCGGGUGGUGGGGCAAUCUCCCAGUUCGAUAUUGACUUCGAGAAGGAACGCAUCAAAAUCGUUUUCAAAGACAAGGAAGCCCCAGCACGAGUAAUGCAAAAGUCAGCUCAUGAGGUUGCAAGAAAGAAGCUGAAAAUCCGUUUGGUCAAGCCUCGCCGAAAACAACCGGUAGAUCCGACUCGGAUACUUCUGAAAGGCGUCGCUGACCAUGUCGAUGAAGAGGGCUUGUUUCUGUACCUUGAGUCAAUGAGUAAGGGCGUGGAUGAACCGUCUGAAGUUUUCUAUGGCAAAGAAGCUGGGACCAUCAUGAUAGUUUUCACGGAGCCAAUUUCAGAUCAUGACACACUCUUGUCAAGAUGUGAGGAAACUGAGUUAGAAGGACAGAAGAUAUCUGCCGAGAAAGUGCACAACACGGACUGCAUCCAAGUGACGGGACUCCCUCCCCAAACGUCUAACGACAAACUGCUAUACUACUUCGAGAAUGCCAAACGAAGCGGGGGAGGUCCUGUGGCAGACGUCCAACUGGACAAAGACCGCGGCAGUGCCCUAGUAUUUUUCGAUGACCAUACAGUAAUAGAACGCGUCCUGAAACAAAGCCACGCCAUACAGAAGACCAAAGUGACUGUGGAACCAUUUUACAUCUGCCUUGGCGCAACAAUUGCCGAUGCAAAAACACCACCUCAGCUGGUGCCCCUUCCAAUCACCGAGAACGUUACUCCUCCCAUUGCUUCAUUCGUGAUGAAUCAUGAACGGUUUAAGAAGGAUCUGGACGAUACCAUGGAAGAGGCCAAUGCAUCCAUCUCUUGGCCAGUUGGAAGCGAUCAGGCCAGUAUUGAGAUCACCCCAACUCUGACGAAGGAAACACUAAACCUGGCAAGCAUCGCCGAGAACUGGGCUCCCAACGCAAGGGAAGGACUGAAGAGUUUCCUGGCACGGUUUGAUACCAAGAAGAUUGCUGAUGUCAUGCAAGCAUCGUGGCCAGAGGUCUGCAAACUCGCUGUUGAUGGUACCCUCAACGAUGAUGAUACCAUCAGCGUACUCAGUACCAGUGAGAGAAAGAUCACCUUCACCGGUCUGAAAGGUAGCGUGGCGAAGCAUUACAAAAGUGUCAUGGAAGGGAAGGAAGAAAUAGAAGAGGAAAUCAAAAGAAAACAGUCAGAAGUGGAUGAGACCGUUACCACACUAAAGCCCUACCAAGUCAGGCUGUUAGCCAUGUCUGAUUUCAAAGACAGAAUGAUAAGCAAGUUCCCCAAGCUGCAGAUGUCAUUUGACACGGAUAUAAGGAAGGUCAAGUUUCAUGGUUUACUGGACGAGAUCCAAAAAACAAAAAAGCAGAUGUACGAAACAGUGGAAGGAGCAAUGUCAAAGCCUAUCAAACUGUCUCCUACUCUGAUUUCCUUCUUUACAAGUGCGAAGGAACCAGAGCAGCAUCUUCUUUGUGAGUACAGACAAGACAGAGUGGUAGCCGUGAUCACGACAACUGCAGGUGAGGUUGAAGUCUGCGGUUUAACGGGUAAUGACGUGAGGAAAGCAGUCUCAAUCCUAAAGAAGACAUUCCAAGAACAACGCCUUUAUAUCUCCGACGAGUCUACCUCUGUACUAGAUACUGAGGAAUGGAAGACGACAAAGACGGAUCUGGAACAAAGUGCGCAGGGUUUGUUGAAGAUAUCAGUGGUGAGCAGUGCAGACCCUGGUGCAACUACAAUCUUGUUCACCGGUAAAUCUGCAUUUGUCAAAGACAUGAAGGAUAAGGUUGACAAGUACCUUAAAGUCAAGACAGUUUAUAAGAAGCAGGUAGGAGCCGACGAUGGAGUAAUCCGCUUCAUCAAAGAGCAUCAGAAGUCCAACCUUCAACUCCAACUGGAGGAAUACAAAGUGUCCGUCUGGUUUGAAGGAACUGAGGAAAGUCCCAUGAUGUUCAUAAAAGGAAACACUGAAGGCAUCCAACGAGCUGACUCUGUCCUAAAAGUUUACAUCGACAGUGUCAUCAGCGACCAGAUGUCCAUCAAGAAGCCUGGGAUGUCCAAGCACUUCAAGAAAGACGGCGGAUCAAAACUGCCGCUAGUGGAGAAGAAGUGUAAGUGCGUUAUUGACAUUCAGGAUGCCACGAAGAAAACGCCAGCACCAGAUCCAGACACGUUUGCCAAACAGUUUAUGCCGAAGUCCCCCAUCAUUGUCCCCCAGAAUAAGGCAGUAGUCAAUCUUGACGGUGGAAAGAAACUUGUCGUCUGGAGGGACGACAUCACAAAACACAAGGCAGACGUCAUCGUCAAUGCCGCAAAUGUAAGGCUGGAACAUGUCGGAGGGCUGGCAAAGGCAAUAGUUGACGCCGGUGGUGACAUCAUUCAAAAGUUUUGCAACGACUACAUUCAAGCGAACGGUAAACUGAUUCCUGGACAAGUGGUCUCCUCACCACCUGGGCGUAUUAAUACUUGUCAGAGGAUUCUGCAUGCAGUUGGGCCGAUAUGGAAUGGGGGUGGUCUUGGAGAGGAGGGUCACCUUGCUGAUGCUGUGUACGGAAGCCUCGAAGAAGCAGCUAAAAGCAACUUUCGGUCAAUCGCCAUUCCGGCGAUCAGCUCUGGAAUCUACGGAUAUCCCCUCAAAAAGUGUGCUGAAAUAAUUGUGGCUAAGACGGUCGAAUACCUUGAGGAUAACCCAACCACAAGCCUACAAGUAAUCAAGUUCGUCAAUAUUGUCGACCAGACAGCAGAGGCAUUUGUCGAUGCAUUAGUUUCGGAAUUUGGAGUGGAAAAGGUUGAGAAGAGUGACGACAAAGUUGAUCAAGGAACCACCACCCCUCCCCAGAAAGCUCGGCCAAACAGGCGUCGCACCAGGCGUGGACCGCGACUGGCAAGUCCCUCUACAACAACGUUCACACCGCCUCCGAAGCCUAGAGAUCCCGUAGCUGAUGUUGGCUUUCGUACAACAGAGGGGAAGGCCAUCAUUGCCAUCCAAGCCAACAUUGCUAGUCAAAAUGUCGACGUUUUGGUGAACACUACCGCUGGCAACCUGAACCUGAACACAGGCGCGGUGUCAAGAGCCAUCCUCCAGCUAGCUGGCAACGAUCUGCAAACUCUGGUCAACAGAGCCAUGCAGCAAGCGAGGAUUACAUCUCUGCCUGAUGGUCAGAUCCUUGUCACUGAUUCAGCAGAUCUACUGUGCAAGCAGGUGAUCCACUGUGUCUUGUGCAGCUGGGACGGCGGACAAGGGAACUCUGAAAAGGUUCUUCGCAAAAUUGUCCAGCAGUGUCUGCAACAAGCUGAGAAGGGUAACUACGCGUCCAUCGCGAUUCCAGCGAUGGGCACCGGAGGACUUCACUUCCCGCAUGAUGUCGUGGCAGAGGCCAUGUUUGACGAGGCUGUGGAACACUGUAGGAAGAAUCCCUCUGGUUCUCUACGUGAAAUUCGCUUCAUUGUGUGGGAAGAAGACCCGAAAUCUAUUCCGGCUUUCAACGAAGUUAUGAUGAAGUACAAGGCUCUGCACACUGACGAUGCACCCCAACCAACUCCGACCCCAGAGCCUAUCCUCCAAGCUGAGGCAGCAUCUUCAUCUCCAGCCGUGCGGCCGGGACGCGGUCAACGAGGUCGCCGGGACCGUGGAAUGUCGACGUUGUUUUCCGAAAUAUCUACUCCGGUACGCGGAGAACUGCAAAUGUUUAUCGGAGACCUAACACUGAACAUCCGCAAAGGAGAUCUCACCAAGGAGACCACUGACUGCAUUGUCAACAGCACGAACGAACAACUCGACCUGACUCGAGCUGCUCGUGGUGGUAUGCGAGACGGCAUCGCAGUCACGGGAUCUGGCCAGCUGAAAUGUGGGAAGAUUAUUCACGCAGCUGCACCAGCACCUGGCCAGAGUACAGGCUGGAAGAAAGUGAUCACCAACUGCUUACAGACUGCAGACACGCUCAGACUUAGGUCCAUUGCAUUUCCAGCUCUGGGAACAGGUACUCUGCAAGGAAGUGCGGAAAGUACGGCAACCACUAUGCUCGACGCCCUGCAAGACUUUGUCCUCCAGAACAAAGCAACCAGACUCAACGAGGUUCGCAUCACCAUAUUCCAACAAGAGAUGGUGCGUGCUUUCCACGAAGAAAUGCAGAAAAAGGUUGGACAGCCUCUACCCGAGAAAGUAGCAAAGCCGUCCGGAAUCCUUGGAAGUAUCGGGAGGCUUGCUUCUGCAGGAUUGAGCUAUCUCACUGGAGGUCAGUCAAGUACCGCCGACAACAAACCCAUCCCGUCAGCCGAUGACGUCGUCGUAAUCGUUAUCUACGCCGACAGUGACGACAAUCUGUUUAAAGCAAAGACCAUGAUAAACAAGAUUAUGGACGACGCGUCUAAAGAUGAGAGGAUCCACGUCAGGAUCAAAUUGACGGAGGAGCAGAAGGACCACGUCGCGCGCAUUGUUCAGCGUCACGAUUGUUCUGCUACCAUUACGAGAAGCAACAUCCGCUUGCAAGGUCGAGAGAUUGACGUGCUGGCAGCUUCUCAAGAGAUCAAUAACUUUCAACGUGAUGUCGAGAUGAAGACCAAAGAAGAGAAACAUCUCAGCGAGAAGGCAGAACUUCUCCUGAAGACCGUACAGUGGUACUACAUUGACGACAACGAAGAUAAGCAGCCUUACGAGGCUAAGGUCAACUACAUAAUAGAGACUGCCCACUUGGCCAAUGAAACUGGCGUUGAUUUUCAAUCCGAGGGUGAAAAUCUACACAUUGACUUCAUGGCAAUGAAAGAAAUCGUGGUUGGAGACUCAACAGAAGCUGCAAUGGGCGUGGUUCGAUAUGAAAUAGAGAAAGAAGGAACAAUGAAGGUACCAGAAACCUGGACUGAUAUGGCGGACAACAACCAUUUCAAAGAAGUCGAGCUGCAGCCAACAUCAGAUGAGUACAAGAAAGUACGCGACGAGUUCAUGAAGAGUAUUGCCACAGACGCCCUGCAGUAUUCUGCAAUAACAACAGCAAAUGUGCUGAAGAUACAACGUAUACAGAACGUUCCCCUGUGGCACCAGUACAUGGUGAGAAAGAAGAAAAUGGAACUUGACAACGCUAAGAGUCCACAGCCUGUCGAGCGGAUCCUGUACCACGGCACUCCUGUUCAUCCUAUACCGAGCAUCAACAAUACCGGGUUCAACCGUAGCUACAGUGGCCGUAAUGUCGCUGCAAUGUAUGGGAAUGGCGUGUACUUUGCAGUGACAGCAAGUCUCUCCGGAGCUGACCAGUACUCAAGACCAGAUCCAAACGGUCACAGGCACAUUUACAUGGCUCGUGUUCUGUCAGGGGAUAUGUGCGAGGGGCAAAGGAAGAUCAUCGUUCCCCCAGCAAAAGACCCUAACAAGCCGCACAUCACGUACGACAGUGUUUGCGACAAUCUUGCAACUCCACAAAUCAUUGUCAUAUUCUCUGACACACAGGCAUAUCCCGAGUAUCUAAUUACCUUCACUAAAUAAGAAGCGCUUGCUGUGGCAGGGCAAGUUGUGACAU